AUGGUCUUCUGUGGACAAUGUGAUGUCUGGCUGAGCAUAUUGGUCUGAUCAUUUCAUUGUUGAUAAGAUAUUUGUGUAGAAGUGCCAGCAGAUGGCCUUCAGACUAUAGAUUAUAUGGUGAUAACUCAUGUCAUGAUAUUUACUGCAAAUCAUGCAUGUAUUGACAUAUGACCUAGAGAGAAAGGUCAAAGAUCCUUUCAUUUCCUCCCCAUUGCUUGAGGGUAGAUAACAAGAUGGCUAAUGUCCCAUACCAAAUGCUCAAUAAUGGUCACAAGGUGGCAGCCAUUGGCCUCGGAACAUGGCAGUCCAAGCCUGGUGAAGUGGUAACGGCUGUGUCUCACGCCAUCAAGGCUGGCUAUCGCCACAUUGACUGCGCCUACGCUUAUUUCAAUGAGGAAGAAGUGGGCAAAGGCAUCAAGGAGGCUUUGGAUUCUGGCUGCUGCAAACGAGAGGAUUUAUUUGUUACAACAAAGCUGUGGAACACCUACCACCGACGUGACCUUGUAACAAAGAGUUGUAAAGUGUCACUUGAGAAGUUAGGUCUUGAUUAUGUUGAUCUUUACCUCAUGCAUUGGCCCAUGGCCUAUGUGGAAGACAGAGAGGACUUCCCAAAAGGAGAGGAUGAUAAAUUCAUUUUUUCUUCCGCACCUAAUUCUGGAACAUUGGACACUUGGCAGGGAAUGGAGGAAUGUGUUGAGUUGAAACUGGCAAAGAGCAUCGGUGUCUCCAACUUCAACAGUCAACAGAUUGAAAAGAUUCUGAAGGUAGCAAAGAUAAAACCAGCCAACUUGCAGAUUGAGGCACAUCCAUACUUUAAUAAUGGAAGGCUUGUCAAGUUUGCUUUGGACCAUGGACUCACUGUUACUGCGUACAGUCCAUUUGGAUCACCUACCAGGAAUUGGGCCAAACCUGAUGAUCCAUUCAUUUUGGAAGAAGAAAAAGUGAAAAAGCUGGCAGAGAAAUAUGGAAAAACUCCUGGGCAGCUUGUCCUACGAUGGAACAUUCAGCGAGGGUUAAUAGUCAUUCCAAAGAGCGUCACACCGUCAAGGAUUGAACAAAAUAUAGAGGUUUUUGACUUCGAAUUGUCAGCUGAUGAUAUGGAAACACUCAAUUCCUUCCAUGGUGAUGACAAUAGAUCAAUCCAUCUGGACUGGGUCAAACAUCACCCAGACUUCCCAUUCAGCAUUCCAUUCUAAAACGUGUCAAGAUCUGGAAAAUCUCGUGACCCGGUACAGGCUUGAUUUUAAAACCCGAGUGACGUUUUGAUCAGGUUAAAGUUUAUUGUCAAGCAUUACAUUUUACAAUAUGUCAGGUGCAAGUAUGAAAUAGGGACGUUUUGAUCAGGUUAAAGUUUAUUGUCAAGCAUUACAUUUUACAAUAUGUCAGGUGCAAGUAUGAAAUAAAUGUUGUGAUAUA
Molecule: messenger RNA, 1416 nt
Organism: Lineus longissimus
Lineage: Eukaryota; Metazoa; Nemertea; Pilidiophora; Heteronemertea; Lineidae
Product: aldo-keto reductase family 1 member B1-like
Exons: 9
Coding region: 234-1196 (320 amino acids)
Cellular component (GO): cytosol
Molecular function (GO): aldose reductase (NADPH) activity
Source: RefSeq, a predicted model, not a curated record